AUGGACACUGUUUUGAUCUGUCCUAACGCAAAGGAACAAUCCAUUGCUACAACAAACAAGCAAAUGAAAAUCAAAACUUCAAAGAAAAACAAACGAGCUAGUAAUAGUAAUUUCACCUCUAACACCUAUGCUGGUCUUUUGAAUCUUCCCCCACACCAGCAACCACCACUGUUACCUCUGCCACAUGUCUCUUCAAUCCUUCAUCACAAUCCUUUGCUUCCACGAAGCCUUAACACUCAAACCUUGUCUCCAACACCUAAGAAAUCGAAACCAAAAAAGAAAGAACAAUCAAAGAAGAGAUCGGGAACAAGGUCUGCACCGGAGGCUCUUAUGGUUAAUCCAUGGGGACCCGACCCGAAAGAUCUACCCAAAAAUUUGCCGGUUGUUAUUGGAAUUGGAAACAUUGACGUUUUUCCAGAGUCGGUUUUCAAUCUAGCUCCACCACCUAGUAGCUUGCCGUUGCCAAAGUUUUCCAUGAGAUCGAAACUCAGUUGCAACACAGAAGCUGCUGCGGCUGUGGCGGGUAGUUUUGUUGACGACGGUGCAACGAAUAAUCUCCGGCGUCUUCUACGCCUCCGGUGA
Messenger RNA from Lathyrus sativus (Indian pea), 582 nucleotides. Lineage: Eukaryota; Viridiplantae; Streptophyta; Magnoliopsida; Fabales; Fabaceae. The record is from the annotation of a GenBank genome assembly.